AUGUUGCUGGAGUGGGUGUCCUACCACGAGAUAUUGGCUCGAUUCAGCCUCCGUCACUGGAGAAAACCCGAAGCCGAAUUACCAAGUCAGGCAAUCUGCGACACGAGACCAUUCACGUCACCAGAAACGAGGCAGAAGGCGCAAGUCGAGCUUUCGAUGAUUAUUGGUCAAGCAUCCUUCGAAAGCAAGCGAUUCUUCAAACCUCUGCGUCUACUCUCCGAGGUGGUUGCGGAAAUCCUGCCGGCCGGCAAUCCCGAAACCCCUACAGAGGAAUACCGACGCAAGUUCGAAAAGCUCAAGGGAGAUAUUGAAAGCCUCCAAAUCUCGGCGUCAUACAGCCUGACGGAUCUCAAGGCAGACAGAAUCGCCGCCAAAUCCGAAGUGUAUCGGCUUUCAACGCUGGUAUAUCUAAGUCGCACCACCAACCAAGGUGAACGAGAGGAUUCAGAAAUAGCUGCAUUAGUCGAACGGGGAUUGCAGCUCCUACCUGUCAUGGGCACCUGUGAAAGACCGUUGCCGCUACUCAUAUUCGGCUGUGAAGCUCGUACUGACGAGGAAAGGCUUCGCAUCUUGAAUCUUGUUUCCAACGCGGAAAACACUCUACCGGCUCGCGAACUCCACUCCGUGAAGACGUUGCUUCAUGCACUUUGGACACAAGACGAUCUUCAUGCCGAUAACAUUCUCAAGCCGACCUACAUAGAAAAACUGUCGGCUGUUUUCAGUGCUAGCGACUUGCUUCCUCAUUUCGCCUAG
Molecule: messenger RNA, 753 nt
Organism: Colletotrichum orchidophilum
Lineage: Eukaryota; Fungi; Ascomycota; Sordariomycetes; Glomerellales; Glomerellaceae
Exons: 1
Coding region: 1-753 (250 amino acids)
Source: RefSeq, a predicted model, not a curated record